Seriola dumerili (greater amberjack) is the source of this 2459-nucleotide messenger RNA. RefSeq lists its product as uncharacterized. The coding region runs from base 136 to 1122 and encodes 328 amino acids. NCBI's taxonomy places the organism in Eukaryota, Metazoa, Chordata, Actinopteri, Carangiformes, Carangidae. The record is from RefSeq and is a predicted model, not a curated record. The transcript is spliced from 7 exons.
GUCCGACAUUAACGCCGGGAAAAUGUCGAACUGAAUUCCCCUAAUUUUCCCUUCUUCAAAGGCUCUUUAAGCAGCGCGAGACCUCGACAGUAGGCUUAUGAGUUGUUUUGUUUCGGUGCUUGUCCAAAGACUAGAAUGCCUCAGCUUGGAAGCCUGUUUACCCACUUUCAGAUCAGCUCCAAAGCUUCAGAAAGUGCCCAAGGCCAGAGCCAACUGCACACACAAACACUACCUGAAUUUUUACAACAUGUCAGGAAACUCACCGGGCUGAGAAAUCAAGAUGUUUACUGCAAUCUGCGUAUCCCCCAGUAUCAGACUACCAAAGAUGACAUCAACAUUGUUAUACUCACAGGCCACGGGAUCUUCUGCAUUGAUGUAAAACCCUGGAGAGGCACAGUGUCGGCGGCUCACAACCAAAACUGGCAUGUGCAAGUGAAAGAAGAGGACCAAAACUUUACCAAUACCUGCAUUGAGCAGACUGAAGAUCCCCUUAAAGCUAUCAUGACCAAGACGGCUAACUUAUGUGGCCAUUUGAAGAGGAGUGGAGUGUCCGUGCGCCAAAGCCUUUUCUUCCCCAGGGUCAUCUUCCUCUCCCCAGACUGCGAGCUGGAGGAGGAGCUGAGGAAGAGGAGGGAGCUGGUCUCCCACAGCCAGAUAGACGACUUCCUCAGAUCUUUCAGGGAGGGCUACAUGGCCUGGAUAUCAGAUGCACUGACUCCUUCAUGGCUCUCUGGUCAUCUGUCGUACAGGCAGAUGGAGUCAGUGCGGGAGGUCCUGAGGAGGGUGGGAACAUGGGAUCUAAUGCGGCUGCACUGUGGCGAGCAGCUGAAAGGAGACUUCCAGGGCUGCCAGUACAUCGCUCUCAACAGACAGGAGACGGACACGCUUGAGUUUUCCAGAGUCAAGACCCUGUCAGCUGAUGCACUGUGGGCCCUGCUGGGACAUGCUCCUCAGGUAACAGUUAAAAUGUAUAAGCGUGGCUCUCAUGGCUGGCUGGGUAAAUCUGUGAGCGCCACCACCACCAUCCCAUCCAACACCUUUGUCAUCUUCAGGAUCAGCGGGGAGGAAGCAGAUGCCAAAAUCCCAGCGGACACCAUUCACAGCAUCACACUCAGCAUAUGACCGUGUGUAUGGGCAAUAAAGAGGAUAGCCCUCACAACAAACGUGCAGAUGCAAAAAAAAAACUCUUUAUUUAGUUCAUUUUUACUGAGUGCCUUUUACUAUGCAGUGUUUGUAUUUUGUUAUAUUGUUCCAAUAGUACAAGUCCUGAAUGUCUUUAUGUGAGAAUUUAUUAAGGAAAAAGAAAAGAAAAGAAAAGAAAAAGCCCCAUUUGCCAAUUUUCCUGAUUUUACGAUCCUCAGUGGCAAUGUUAUGUUAAUGAAGAUGGUUUCAGACAAUUAGCCUGAUUAACUUUCUCUUGUUUUGAAUUUCUAGGGCUAGCCCACACUUUACACUAGCCAUUAAUUAAUCAUUAUGUUAGCUGAUUGUGUCACAUCAGUUCAGGAUUGAAGUGUUUAAUGUGUUAAUUGUGGCAGUUAAAAACCGGUGGCCUCCAGUGCGAUGAGGGCCGAGCAUGUUACUGCCUCUAUGGGUUUAAUGGGAAGUGAUUUACGGUCUGUUUAGACGGUGUAACUGUAAGGUGCUUUAUUAAUAUGCUCUACAGCACAGAGGAGACGAUAACGUAUUCAAGAGCGCACAGGCGCAGCCACCAGCGCCAUUCAUAACUGUGUCUGAGUCACUUUCCAUCAGUUACCAGGCUUACACAGCUGCGCUAACAGCUAGCAAUUGUAUUUACUGGGCCUGGUAGUGGCCAAAAUGAAGUUAUUUCCAUCAAGAUAUCAGUGCCUUUAGCUAAUGCAAUAGAGGGAGCUCUCCGUGUUGAUGGUAUCUCUUUGCAUGGCAUCUCUCUACCUGAAACAUCAUUACACUGUACUCAAGCUCCUCACUUUUUCAAAAUGUCUGUUUACUGUUUCACCUGAGGGAGGGACAGAUCAUUGGUGGUUGUACAAACAGCACUGUGCUGUUUGCACUAAUAGGCGCACAUUUUUUAGACUCUGGUUGUUCUGAGAUGUCAGUCAACAUUGCUUGAAUUUGUAAGUGCUUUUGAUGAAUUCACUGUCUUUGUAUAUUUAAACUUCAGUACUAAAGAGUGUCCUCAGGAACAGUUUUCUCCACAGCACUUGUUAAACAGUAGUGGCACCAUUAUAUGAUCUGGGAUGAGAAGGAAAAAAUUACUGUAUGUAAUUCACAUGAGUGGUGGGUGCAGGUUGGUUUUAUUGUAUUUUCAUUAAAUGAAUAAUUUGUUCAUUUAAAAAAAAAAAAAAAAACGUCAAGCACUUUCAAGAAGCAUGACUGCUUACCAUACUCUUCAUUGAUUGAUUUAAGCAUGGUGGUUUUAUUCAUUGGUGUGUUUUUUUUUUCAGUCAUUGUGUUUUUAUGUUUACAUGUAUUUGUAUUAU